Messenger RNA from Didymella exigua CBS 183.55, 804 nucleotides. RefSeq lists its product as uncharacterized. The record is from RefSeq and is a predicted model, not a curated record. NCBI's taxonomy places the organism in Eukaryota, Fungi, Ascomycota, Dothideomycetes, Pleosporales, Didymellaceae. Bases 48 to 707 code for a protein of 219 amino acids. The transcript has a single exon.
CUCACACACACGUUGACCAUCUCCACCAAACCCUUCCUUCAUUCACCAUGCUUAAUUCACUCCUCCUCGUACCUCUGCUCGCUGUAUCAGUCAUCGGCGCCAACAGCACCCCGCUACUCUUCCGGCGCCAAACCCAGACCCCAUGCUCUGAGCUGGGCCAGAAAGAGUGUGGCAACGGCUGCAUCGACCUUACCGACACCUGCUGCCCCAGCGGGAUCGGCGGCUGUCCCCUUGAUACCUACUGCUCCCUCGGCAAUAACGGAGAGUACGGCUGUUGCGAUGUUGGACAGACCUGCGAGGGUGACGGCGGGGUGGAUGAGUCUACGACGAUCCUGACAUCGACCAUCACCGACGAGUUUACUUCUACACAAACGAUAGCUGGAGAGACAUCGACUAUCGGCUACGACGUCACUUCGAUCGUGACAUUGACAUCGACUGAUACAGAGGACGACACUGACACUAACACUGACGCUUACGGUGCGACCUCGACCUCGAUUCUGAUAACCACCUCGGCAUCGCCUUUAUCGUCCAUUGCGACUCCGCCGGUACUGCCAUCUUCGCAGACCUCAAGGCCGUCUUCCAACAUCACCACCGGAAGCCCCAGUGCGUCCGUGCUACCGCCUGAGUCUACUGGAGGGGCAGAUGCUCGAACUCAGGGCCUCUCUGGCUGGUUGAUUGCAGUCUUCCUGCCGCUACUCCUCGCUUGAGUUAGGAAUUGGUGAUGCCGAUCAUGUGCAAGAGUCCUGCUUAGUUUUAUCACCGUGUUUAUAUAGCAAGUCCUAAUAAUGGAAGACGUUCCGGGUG